AUGGGGCUGCCCUCGGGCCCCGUCGCCCGGAUUGCCGAUCGGAUCGCAGAAGCCGACGCUUGCGACUGCAACAUUCGUAGCCGAAGUGCUGGGCCCAGGCUCAUAGGCUACAGCGCGGGCGAGUUCCCCCGCAACCUUGGGCGCGCGCCAGGGGCCGCGGCAAGGGACGCGCCGCGGAGCGGGCAGGGGAAGCGCCAAGGGCCGAAGCCGGGGGAUGCGACAGCACACGAGCCAGGGGACGCGCCACGGCCGAGGUUCGGGGCCGACCAGUCGACGGCCCUGCUUCGCGACGCCGGAAAGUCUGGGAUCGCUGUCGCCGGGCUGAUUGCUUCCGCCCUGAGGGCGGUGCAGCGCGAGACUCGGAGACCGUGCGCCCUCGUGCAGACGCAGGCCCUAGAGGCCAUGCUGCCCUCUGGCGAGCCCCUCCUCGAGUGGGGCACCCUCGGCAGGUACCACCAGACCUCCUUCGUGCUGCCCACAGGCCCGCAGACGGGGAUCCUGAACCAGACGCCGCGUUCCACGCUGCGCGAGCUGCGCGAGCGCGUCCCCGUGAGAGGCGAGGCGCGGGUUUCGCGGUCGGUGAUAGUGCCGAACUUCGUCCGCCCAGGGCACACCUCCGUCCUGCAUGUCGACUCGCUCCGCCCGCACUUGCACUGGCGGCGCCAGGCCAACCGGCCGAUGGAUACGGUCGGCCCCUCGCUGGUGCAUCCCAGCGACAUGGAGCCGCUCCCGGACCAGUUCGUGAACCCCGCGCUCGGGAGCAUACGGAGCUGGAGGCGCAAGGAAGUUACGUGCAAGGCUUCGACACGCUACGGGCCCGACGGCCGCUUCUCGCGAGCUGGCCCAGACGAUCGCCGCGACUGUCGACACGGCGCAGCUCGCCAUGGAGUUUCUGCAAAGGGUGCUUUUGCUCGAAUUCCUGCAUCCAACAGUUCGUCAUGUUCUUGAUUUGUUCGUCGAAAAUGCAACUCUCUUCGUGUUCCUGGUCGUGGAUGUCCUCCGCAAGCAUGCUGCGCCCUGACUGUGGUCGUCUUUGGCCGUGGAUGCCGAAAAAGAGCCAGAAAGAGACACAAGGGUUGUUGCUCUGGAAGCGCGGUGCGGAUUUCCGCGCACAAGGAUCUCUGCCAUUGCAUGCACGGCCCCAGGAGUAGCUCCUCACAGCGGGGCUCACGGCAGAGAUCGUUUCGAACGGCAGGACGUGCAGUGCCACGCCAACGUUCGUUGCGUGAUCUGCAAUGGCUGCGCGGGCCAUGCGUAGGGUGACCAGCCUGCCCCAUGUCAAAGGAGGGAAAACAUCACCCCGAGCCCUCAGAAGCAGCGCUUCAUAAACGACUCAAUAGCCUUGCCC
This is a messenger RNA of Prorocentrum cordatum, 1348 nucleotides long. Lineage: Eukaryota; Dinophyceae; Prorocentrales; Prorocentraceae. The record is from the annotation of a GenBank genome assembly.